AAAGCUUCUUCAACCUCUAAAGCCAAUUUGAGCGCGCGCGAAUCUUACUCUGCAACUCAAAAAGCUUCUUCAACCUCUAAACCAAAACCUCGACUUCCAAAGCGUAACGACAAUGUCGACCGCCAAAGCGAGUAACAAGAAGAGCAGGACCGAGCCUCAGCGCGCCAAAUCGGAUCACCUCGAUCUCGAUCUCGAUCUCGACCUCUCCAAUGAUCUCAAAGGAAUUAUGUCGGCACUGCAUCAGAUCCGAGAGAAAGCUCACAAUGACGGGCUUAAGAAGAACGAGGAGACCAUAUCAAGUGUGGCUGCUGAGGUCAGGUCUGUGAUUGAUGAUCUGAAGUCCAAAGUUGAGAAGGAUAGACAAAGUUUCGCUAAAUCUCUUUCGAAGAGCUCAAAAGAGUGUGAGAAUUGCUUGAAGACUGAAACUGCCAAGUUCCAAGCACUCUAUGAGAAGUUUUGCAAGGACCAAGCCAACCAUCUACAGGCCUUGAAAGGCAUCAUUUCCAACUAUGAAGAAGAGAAGGAAAGGCUCUGCACACGAUAUGAACAACUGAGAAAGAAAGAAAGGAGUCUGAUAUCUGAGCAUGAGAAAUCUUGUACUGAUAAAAUUGCUAAACUGGAAGAGUCAUUGAAAAAGAAGAAGCAGGAUGACAGAACUUUCAGCGUUCUGAGAAAGACUCUUGGCUCAUUUCUGGAGAGUGACGAGGACAUCCCGGCUGAUGAUUGAAUGAACAUUUAACUGUUUGAGCUCAAGUCUCCAGUUACUCUUUCCCCCUAAAAGAUGUUACGUUUAUUAAUUCUUGCAAUAUUAUAUGGUCCAUGUUUCUGCCAUAGGUGUAAAGUUGAAUUUCAUAUACAGUACCACAUUAUAACAUGCUGCAUGUGCAAAAUGUUUAAAAUUAGUCACAAAUUAAUUCACAAA
This is a messenger RNA of Prunus dulcis (almond), 922 nucleotides long. RefSeq lists its product as uncharacterized. NCBI's taxonomy places the organism in Eukaryota, Viridiplantae, Streptophyta, Magnoliopsida, Rosales, Rosaceae. The transcript has 8 exons. The record is from RefSeq and is a predicted model, not a curated record. The coding region runs from base 113 to 727 and encodes 204 amino acids.